GGCAUGCUUCUUCACAAUUGCGUUUGUAGAACAAACAGAGUCACACGUUCUCUCUUUAGGUCUUCGUCUCCAGGGUUCAGGGCACAGUUGCAGAGAUGGCCGAACAGACCACCGUCGCCGCCGUCUCCGAUUUGCCGAUGAAGAGGCCAAGAGAGGGAGAAGAGAACGGCGCCGCCGCGUUUGAGACGAGUGGGUACAUAUCAUCGGUCAUUCCUGGAUGGUUUUCAGAGAUUAGCCCAAUGUGGCCCGGAGAAGCACAUUCUUUGAAAGUGGAAAAAAUCUUGUUCCAGGGGAAGUCUGACUAUCAAGAUGUUAUGGUAUUUCAGUCAGCGACUUAUGGGAAGGUUCUUGUUUUGGAUGGUGUAAUUCAACUUACGGAGCGAGAUGAAUGUGCAUAUCAAGAAAUGAUAACUCAUCUUCCCCUUUGUUCCAUCCCAAAUCCAAAAAAGGUUCUGGUUGUUGGUGGAGGAGAUGGUGGUGUUUUGCGUGAAGUAGCUCGCCAUUCUUCAGUUGAGCACAUAGAUAUAUGUGAGAUCGAUAAGAUGGUGGUUGAUGUUUCUAAAGAGUUCUUUCCUGAUGUAGCUGUUGGGUAUGAGGAUCCUCGUGUCACACUCCACAUUGGCGAUGGAGUUGCAUUUUUAAAGGCUGCUCCCGAGGGAAGUUAUGAUGCUGUUAUAGUCGAUUCUUCGGAUCCCAUUGGUCCAGCACAAGAACUUUUCGAGAAGCCGUUCUUUGAGUCAAUUGCAAAAGCACUUCGGCCCGGUGGUGUUGUUUGUACACAGGCCGAGAGCAUAUGGCUCCAUAUGCACAUCAUUGAAGAUAUCGUUACAAAUUGCCGCCAGGUUUUUAAAGGAUCCGUCAAUUACGCAUGGACAACCGUUCCUACAUAUCCAAGUGGUGUUAUCGGGUUCAUGUUAUGUUCAACGGAGGGACCCGAGGUUGAUUUCAGGAACCCGAUCAACCCAAUAGAUUCAAACGAUAACGAGAGGCAAUGCAAAUCUGUAGCACCACCCUUAAAGUUCUACAACAAAGAGAUUCAUUCAGCUGCUUUCUGUUUGCCAUCUUUUGCAAAGAAAGUGAUUGAAGCCAGAUCAGCCAAGUGAUGAUUGUGGAGUAAAAUUGCAGUUAGCAAGGGAAGGCAAAGAAUAGGUGGUGUAGAGUUUCUGGGCUUUCAAUCUUAAUGGUUCAGAUGUCUUAAUCACAGCAAUAAGUUGAGGGUUUUUGUUUUGGUGGAUUCUAGUAAGUGUUAUCUCGAGUAGAUUUGGAUUAUGAACUCUGGAUUUCAUGGAGUCAUAUUGGUAGAUUUUAUGCAUGAUCUAUAUGAAUAAUGUUGUAAAUUCUUCUAGUGAUCAUCAAGUCACUUUCAAAGUCUAUUGAUAAGAGUUCUAUUUUGUGUUC
Messenger RNA from Cynara cardunculus var. scolymus (artichoke), 1398 nucleotides. RefSeq names its product spermidine synthase 1-like. Gene Ontology annotation, biological process: spermidine biosynthetic process. The record is from RefSeq and is a predicted model, not a curated record. Gene Ontology annotation, molecular function: spermidine synthase activity. Bases 96 to 1103 code for a protein of 335 amino acids. The transcript is spliced from 9 exons. NCBI's taxonomy places the organism in Eukaryota, Viridiplantae, Streptophyta, Magnoliopsida, Asterales, Asteraceae. Gene Ontology annotation, cellular component: cytosol.